Rana temporaria (common frog) is the source of this 942-nucleotide messenger RNA. Its product is annotated as catechol O-methyltransferase-like. Gene Ontology annotation, cellular component: dendrite; axon; membrane. Bases 162 to 815 code for a protein of 217 amino acids. The transcript has 5 exons. NCBI's taxonomy places the organism in Eukaryota, Metazoa, Chordata, Amphibia, Anura, Ranidae. Gene Ontology annotation, molecular function: catechol O-methyltransferase activity; magnesium ion binding. Gene Ontology annotation, biological process: catecholamine catabolic process; developmental process; dopamine metabolic process. The record is from RefSeq and is a predicted model, not a curated record.
AAUGAGGCAUGUGUAAUUUAACACUGUGCUAGCAUCACCCUGAAGGUUUAAGGAUAGGUGUUAUAUCACAUUUUCAUUGGGGUCUACACUUCCAGAAGUGCACGUGGCUGCUUGGUAUUCACUAUUGGUAGAAAUUUAUUUGGUGGGUGAAACAAUCAACUAUGGAAAAUAAUAUGAAGGAACACAGAAUGUUGAAGUUUGCCCUGGAAACCGCAGUAGGUGGAGACCCUCAGAGUGUUGUGGACAACAUAGACAAUUACUGCAGACACAAAGAAUGGGCCAUGAACGUUGGCGAUGAGAAGGGCCUGAUCCUAGACGAAGUAGUGAAAGAGACAGAUCCUUCAGUAAUCCUGGAACUGGGUACAUACUGUGGAUAUUCUGCCAUACGAAUUGCUCGCUUGUUGAAGCCUGGAGCUCGGUUGUUCACCGUGGAGCUGAAUCCAGUUCAUGCUGCUGUGGCCAAGCAGAUGAUUGAAUUUGCAGGAGUUCAGGAUACGGUUUUGGUGCUGGAAGGGUCCACUACAGACAUCAUUCCUCAGUUAAGGCAAAAGUAUAAUGUGGAUGCUUUGGACUUCGUGUUCUUGGACCACGCAAAGGACAGAUACCGGCCAGACACCAUACUGUUGGAGGAAUGUCGCUUGCUGAAGGAAGGCUCUGUUUUGCUGGCUGACAAUGUUGUUUAUCCAGGGAUUCCAGACUUUCUUGAACACGUCAGAACCUGUGGCCGCUAUAACUGCACUAAUUACCCCUCACAUGCACAAUAUAUGAAUGUAGAUGAUGCUUUAGAGAAAGCUGUGUUUAGAGGUUACUUAUAAUUUCUCAGAUGGGCACUGUGUUGCUAAUUCAAUGUUAUAAAGAGAGGGGAGAAAUACCCUUUGUUAUUAUUUUUAUUAAAUGUACAUUUGUUUAAUAAAAAGCACCAUUUUCUUAGCAAAAUUUGAA